UGAAUAUUGUUCUUAUGAAGAUUUAGAUUUCAGCAAAUGCUUUUUCUGAGUCUAUUGAGAUGAUCAUGUGGUUUUGUUCUUUAUCAGUAUGGUGUGUUAUUUAAUUGCCUUCAACUAUUAAAGCAACCCUGAAUUGCUGAGCUAAAUCAAUCCCUCUUGUUCAUGCUGUAGAAUCUUUUUACAUGGUGUUGGAUUCAGUUUGCUAGCAUCUUUGUUGAGAGUGUUUAGGCCUAUACCAGAAGGGGAUUUGGGGCUGGGGAUGUCACUCAGUUGGUAGACUGUCUACCUAGCAUGAUGAAGCCCUGGGCUCAAUCCUCAGCACUGCACAAACCAGGAUGGUAAUCCUAGCAUGGGGUGGAGUCAGGGAGAUCAGAGAGUUUGUAUAUGGUUAGUGUUCUUGGAAUCUAAUACUGAAAGGCUGAGUUAGUUCAGUUGCAACAGCAGGUGGUUAAAACAGCUUGGACUAAGGUGAAUUCUUCCGGGCUUGGGUUACUGGAGUCUGUACAGAGACAGACACAGAAGGUGGAGGACAGAGCAAAGCCACAGAAAGGUUGAGGGCAGGGGUAGGACUGCGUUAGGAAGGGCGUAAGUGUUGCCAGGUGUGAUAGUGUACAGCAGUAAUACCAGUACUUGGGAGGCUGAGGCAGGAGGAUCCCAAGGUAGAGAGGAUAGCCUGGGCUACAAAGUGAGACCCUCUCUCAACCCCACACCCCCCAAACAGGCAGAAUCGUGUCCAUGACGUUUAGAAUAAAGAAGUGAUGGGGAUGGCGGGUUGUGAAAGGUAAUGAGGGGAAACUGGUGGAGGCAGAAGAGAGGCUUGCGAAGGGGAGAGAUGUGACCUGCUGAGAGGCAGUGGAGGAGGGGAGCCGCAGGGUGGCUGAGGAGGCGGCUUAGUGUUCUGGGUAAGAUGACAGAUGCAUCCAGUGCACCUGGCAGCCAGAUGCUUUGAGUGAGAAAACUGCAGGGACUUCAAGGCUGCAUGCAGUGGGAAGUGGUCUGGAGAGCUUGCCUGACACAGAGGCUUGGAAACCAGGGAGAAGUGCCUAGUGUGGGCAGCUGGGUGGGCAUGGAGCCUGAGGAGUAUAUCAGGGCUGCCACUGAAGGGCAAGUGUGGCCCAUCCUGGGGGCAGCCUGUAUUGUGGUGGAGAUGGAGGAGGAAGGAUGCCUAGGCGGUCAACAAGGGCUUUACCAGCCUUGGGCAGCCAGGGACACUUUUCUGGGACUGGUACCUAGAGUAACCCAAGUAGUUGAGAGCUGCCAAGGGCUGGACCCUUCACUCCUUGGGGGAGUUCUGUCUGGAGGGAGAUCCAUGGGGUGAUAUUGGCAAGGUGACAUGAUUGGGGUUCUAGCAGAGGAAGUAGGGUACCAUUUUACAGAAACUCAUAUCCAAGGGGUGAGCUGGAUGGAGAUCCACAGGUGGGAACUUCGGGAUCCUCUGUGUUGGGGAUGUGAGCCGGACUUCCUCAUUUGCAUCGGUGGCUUCCUUGUUCGUCUAGAUGGCUCUUGAUUCUGGACUGUAUAGGCACAAGUUUCCAGUACUGGUAGCCCACCACCCUCAGGGCAGUGGGUGGAGAAACUGACGUGCGGAGGGGCGGGUCUGCUUCCUCACCUGGCCCCUAGCCCUUACCCCGCCGCCCACGAGGGGAGGAGCCAGCGGCCGCCCUGGCCUUGGGGCUCUACAAGCAUGGCGGGCCCGGGGUCGCGGCCACGGAGCUGGGGCUGGCGGGAGACUGGCUCUGGGGACGAGGCUGCGGCCGGUGUGCCCGGCCCGGGACUAUGUCGCUGCGCACAAGGGAGGCGGGCGCUGGCCGCCCCCCGGAAGCCGGCUGUGCCCGCCGCGUGGACAUCCUUCAUGGAGGCUGAGGAAAUGCAUUGGCCUGUCCCCAUGAAAGCCAUUGGUGCCCAGAAUCUGCUGACCAUGCCUGGUGGUGUGACCAAGGCUGGCUACCUGCAUAAGAAGGGUGGUACCCAGCUGCAGCUGCUCAAAUGGCCUCUACGCUUCGUGAUCAUCCACAAGCGCUGCAUCUACUACUUCAAGAGUAGCACAUCUGCCUCUCCGCAGGGUGCCUUCUCCCUGAGUGGCUACAACCGAGUGAUGCGGGCAGCAGAGGAGACGACAUCCAACAACGUCUUCCCAUUCAAGAUCAUUCACAUCAGCAAGAAGCAUCGCACGUGGUUCUUCUCAGCCUCCUCUGAGGAUGAGCGCAAGAGCUGGAUGGCCUUGCUACGCAAGGAAAUCGGCCACUUCCAUGAGAAGAAGGAGCUGCCUCUAGAAACCAGUGACUCUAGCUCAGACACGGACAGCUUCUACGGUGCAGUUGAACGACCUAUAGAUAUCAGCCUCUCUCCAUACCCCACAGACAACGAAGACUAUGAACAUGAAGAUGAGGAUGACUCGUACUUGGAACCUGACUCCCCGGGGCCCAUGAAGCUUGAGGAUUCCCUGACACAUCCACCAGCCUACCCACCACCCCCUGUGCCCGUACCUCGGAAGCCAGCCUUCUCUGACUUGCCCCGUGCCCACUCCUUCACCUCCAAAAGCCCAAGCCCCUUACUUCCACCCCCACCCCCUAAGCGAAGCCUUCCAGAUGCUGGCCCUGCCCUUGAGGAUGUUAAGAAGGACCCAUUGGGCUUGAGGCGAAUAGAGCCUGGCCUCAGGGUGCCUGCUACCCCUCGGAGGAUGAGUGACCCUCCACUGGGCAAUGCACCCACCGUGCCCAGCCUCCGGAAACCUUGCUUCCGAGACAGCGUGAAUCCCAGCCCGGAACCCUGGACCCCUGGCCAUGGGACUAGCUCCGUCUCCAGCUCUGCCGCCAUGGCUGUUGCCACCUCAAGGAACUGUGACAAACUCAAGUCCUUCCACCUGUCUUCCCGAGGGCCGCCCACGUCUGAGCCCCUGCCCGUGCCUGCCAAUAAGCCCAAGUUCCUGAAGAUAACUGAAGAGGCCUCCCCGAGGGAGGCAACCAAGCCUGGACUCUUUGUGCCCCCUGUGGCCCCCAGGCCUCCUGUGCCGAAGAUGCCCAUCCCUGAGGCUACAGUUCGGCCUGCAGUGCUGCCUAGACCAGAAAAGACACCCAACCUCCAGCGAUCCCCCCCUGAUGGACAGAGUUUCAGGAGCUUCUCCUUUGAAAAGGCCCGACAGCCCUCACAGGCUGACCCUGGCGAGGAGGACUCAGAUGAGGACUAUGAGAAGGUGCCGCUGCCUAACUCCGUGUUUGUCAACACCACAGAAUCCUGCGAGGUAGAAAGGUUGUUCAAAGCUACGAAUCCCCGUGGAGAGCCUCAGGAUGGGCUGUAUUGCAUCCGGAACUCCUCCACCAAGUCAGGGAAGGUCUUGGUCGUGUGGGAUGAAUCCUCGAACAAAGUGAGGAACUAUCGCAUCUUUGAGAAGGACUCUAAGUUCUACCUGGAAGGUGAGGUUCUGUUUACAAGUGUGGGCAGCAUGGUGGAGCACUACCACACUCAUGUGCUGCCCAGCCACCAAAGCCUGUUGCUGCGGCACCCGUACGGCUACACUGGGCCCAGGUGACAUCCGUUCUACACAGCUCUUGGGUGGAAGCAGCCACGGGGCCACAGCCCUGCCACGCAGAUGGAGACCGGCUUGCAUGGGAAGAUGAGCAGGAAUGGGCUUGACGCCAGACCUCAUCAACAAGACUCCCGGCCUCAGUGAACAGGCUGGGUCCCAGGCUGGAGCAGACCAAACUCCUGGAGGACUGGCUGGCUGAUGUGGCCCAUCCAGCCCCUCCAUGUCCCACCUCUCAAGAAUCCAGGGCCGACGACUAAGCGCUGCCUGGGCUUCGACAACACAAAAUCCGGUCCCCAUAGCAUACCCAUCUGUAGUGGGGGCUGGGACCAAGCAAGGCUGGGGUAGUUGGAUGGGGCCGAAGGCUGGUCCUAGGACCCAUAGGAAUGCUAAGACACAGGUUCAAGGAGGGACCAUCGCCUCUUAAUAAAUCAGAGAUGACUUGUCUCAAUGGCCAGGGUUUGAUUGGCACUGAGGGAAGAGCAGGCUCUUCUGAGCAUCACCGAUGUCCGGGUAAAGAGCUACUGACAGCGGCCCUGAUGGGUGUCUUCAGUCUUCUAGGGCGCAGGCUGCUAAGUGAACUGACUGGGGGACAUAACUAAAUAAUAGAUGAGGAUCCCUCUGGAACAGUGUUGGCUGAGAACUUCAAAGCCCCAGUCAGGUAGCAGUUACUGAGUGCCUCCUGGUGACUGGCCUGGUGCUGGAGCUGGUUGUAGGCUGUGAGCAGCCCCUAGUCCGGCUUGGCAGAGCUUAGUCUAGAGCAGGUCAGUGGGUAGGAGGUGCUGGUGAUGGUGCAGUGUUCUGGGAAGCUGUGCAUGAAGGAGCCAGGAGCUUGGAAUCCAGUGGGAGGGUCUGGGAAGACUUCUUACAGGAAGUGCUGGCUAGAGUGAAGUGGGGAGAGUGGGGUCUGGAUGGGACAAGGAUGGGUGGGGAUAGUCACAUCCAGGUGCCCAAGCAGUUGGGGUGGUCCCAAUUGGUCCCCUCAUGAAAUUCUGCCAGGCUACACCCUUUGUACAGCCAUUUAGAUUGGACUUUUUUGUGAAAAUAAAUGCAUCUGGAGGUCAGGGCUGGCAAAGACCUUGGCAUCAUCUGGCCUUCAUUGUACUUUAUGUUGGA
Messenger RNA from Peromyscus leucopus (white-footed mouse), 4639 nucleotides. It is a transcript of the gene Sh3bp2, whose product is annotated as SH3 domain binding protein 2. Gene Ontology annotation, biological process: signal transduction. Gene Ontology annotation, molecular function: SH3 domain binding. The transcript has 13 exons. The record is from RefSeq and is a predicted model, not a curated record. Lineage: Eukaryota; Metazoa; Chordata; Mammalia; Rodentia; Cricetidae. The coding region runs from base 1685 to 3529 and encodes 614 amino acids.